Symbiodinium necroappetens is the source of this 5460-nucleotide messenger RNA. Lineage: Eukaryota; Dinophyceae; Suessiales; Symbiodiniaceae. The record is from the annotation of a GenBank genome assembly.
AUGACGUGGGACGGGCACCUGAAACUGUCAUAUUCCACCAGCGGUCGAGGCAUUCUUUUCUGCUUCUCUGCAGUGGAGGUGAAACCUUUGAGCUCCCUGCUGAAGCGGCCUGCCUGGCUGGGCGUGUUCGAAGCCUCGACAGAGAAUGGUUGUGAACACGUUCUGAAGUUUGAGCUGAAGAAGACGACCAUGUUGAAGGUUUGCGAGUACUUGAAGCAUCACCGAGAUCAUAGUGUUAGUGAGGUCAUUACUCCACUGCCUAGCAGCGACUUGCGCGACUGUGGGGUAUCUCGCUGGGAUUGCAGCUUUGUCAACAUUGAUGUCGAAGCAUUAUUUGACAUUGGCUUUGCUGCCACAACGUUAGGGAUUCCGAGCCUGGACUUCCUGGUCAAUGCGAAGCUUGCAUGCAUGACGAAUAACAAGAGCGCAGACAAGCUCAGAAGGGAGUACAAAAUGAUUAAUGACUUGCCUGCACAGGAGGAGGCAGAGUUGCGGCGAACUUAUACCGCUCUGCAGAAGCAGCAUGGUGAAGAUGUGGAUGUUGACUUAUCGCAAUUGGCUGCAGCCAGCGUGUUUCACAAUGGCAUGGCAGCUGCCCGGACCCAGCUGGAAAGCAUCAAGAACGGGGAAGACGAAACUCAAGCUUCACAGACACAGCUGAAUCCCAAGAGUUGGCGGUAUGGGAUGUGGUCGGCCGGUGUUAAGAAAGACUGGCAGCUGCUUGCCGAUGCUCCAUAUGAGAUAACCAACGACCGGGAGUUGGUGCAAAAUGCCAUUGUGUCCAGCCAGGGAAGGGCAUUGAAGUAUGCUUCCGUGGAGCUGCGGGCCGAUGAGAACCUGGUGCUGCUGGCGACGUCCUUCUUUGGGACCGCCUUUGCAGACGCCGCCCCGGAAUUGUGGGCGAAUAGGAGAUUCGUUCUCGCCGCCGUUGGGAGCCACGGGGCUGCCUUAGCACAUGCAUCAGAUGCCCUGCAGAGCGACAAGAGCUUCCUCGUGGCGGCGGCGAAAGCUGGCAGCGGUUCUUGCCUACAGGGAGCCAAAGAAAGCUUAAAAUCCGACCGAGACCUGGUUCUGGAGAUGGUGGUGCAUGAUGGAGCAUCUGUCCGAUUUGUGACUGAGGAGCUGCGAAAUGACAAGGCGUUUGCAAUCGAGGCAGUCAAGAGAAAUGGUGCAGCCUUGAAGUUCCUGCUACCAAAGUUCCAAGCAGAUGUGGAGAUUGUGCAAGCUGCUGUGGCGCGAGAUCCACGUGCUGCUUCCCAUGCACAUGCUUCGCGCCGUCGGGAUCUUGGACUUGAAGGAGAGUCUGCGCUGGGGGAGACCCAUCUGGCAAAGGAGUAUGCCGCGCAGGCAGAAGCUGGUCAAGCGAAGGCUCAGAAAGACGAGGUUGUGUCGGUGGCCGGCAUUGGCCAUCGCCAGAUGCCCUGGCAAGAAGCUCUUGGGCAGUUGAACUACACAACCAUGAAGCUCGGCAAGCAAGUCGGCUUUUCGGCCGGAAGCACCAUGAUGGGGAACCUUGGUCAAGGAAAUUACGUUGCAGCAAAUUCAGUGAACGAUAUCUUCCCAGCGCUCAAUCGACCAGAGAUAGACUCCUCUACGAUCAUGUGGGGUGGUGUCGGUGGUGGCAUCGGUAUGCGCUGGGCGAGCUUCGGGUCAAACGACGUCCUGCACUUACUGAAAGCAAGGGAGCAGUGGAAUCCGAUCAGGACGAUGCCACCAAGGCGUGGUGGAAUUGCUGUGAGGUUCGUCUGCGCGAGGAUGCAUCCUCCUCCGCUCGUCAUGCCAUCAAAAUUUGACAGAGAAACACGAGCAAACAUUUUGACGCCUACCGCCGGCAUGAUCAAGCUGGACCGGGACCAUGAUCGAUUGCACAUGGUGUUCUCGAUCUACGCUCGCCAAGUCUUGCUGGCAACUUGUCUGCAGGAGCUACCGCAGGCCGAAUCUGAGGGUGCGAAAGCUGCGGAGGACUGGGAAGGACUGGCAGCGACUAGAGACCGCGAGGCUUUGAAGAACCUCCAGACCGUAGAUCGUCGCCUCUGCCCAAGGCCUCUUCCGCUGAAUAUGGCGAACUCACCCUUGGGUGGUUGGCCAGACCUGCUGAACGAUUCCCAUGAUUUGAAAGCGAAAGGCAAGAUGAAGUCACUGCUGCAGACGGGCACCCAGAUUGUCUUAACCGGUGUCCACGGCAAGAAUGGCAUGACGGGAUCACUGUCCCAAAAGUUCAGUGACGGCAAGUGGAAGGUGCAGAUUGAUGGUGUCGGCAGCGCCAUUCUGCAUGAAGACAGCUUUGAGAUCAGCGAUUCCCUUGCCGGGCAGCGCUCGAUGGUUGAUCAGGUGGUCAAGGACGAGAGGACAGCUCUUCGGCGUGCGAAGAUUCUAGAGAAGCGCAGCCAGUUGCUGGAGAAGAAGGCAGCGAAAAACCAAGCCAUGGAGAAGAUGGUUGCCUUGACUGGCUCAGAGACGGAGAUGAUCUGGAGCCCGGAUGAGGCUUGCUUUUCCUAUUCCAUGCACGUCGGCGAGUCGGGAGGAAUGGUGGUCCAGGGACCUGAUCCCAAGUGGAGGUUAUUGCUCGACGAGAAAGGCUUUGCCAAGAAGGUGCAUUGGCUUCCCGAGCUCUUUGCCGCCGCAGGCAUUUCGGAAAGCAUUGCUGCGGUAGAUAUGUGGGCAACAAGCGCCGUCAUGGCAGAAAGCCAGAUCGCAGCGGGCGAGUCGGGGACCAGGUCGCUCCCAGCAGCUCCGCCGAUUCGAGCAGUCUCCGUGCGGGAGUGGCUCAAGUCUCAACGUCAGGCCCCCGGUUACGGCCCCAUCUCGACGAGCAUGGACACUGCUGAAGAGAGCCUUCUUCCUGAUGCCGAGAAUCACAAGGAGCCGCGAACGUGGAUGCGAGCCAAGUCCCUCGAGCAAGGAGCCAGCAGUGAUCAAGAGACAUUAUUGUCCAGGCUUCCGGGAAGAAGCGAGUCGGCAUCUACGCCGUGGUGGUUGCCUACGCACUCGCCGUCUGGAUCUCCGCACAAGGACAGCAGCCUUCUAAGUGUGGAAAGGUACAACAGCUCCCAAAACGGGCGCCACAGCUCGUCCUUGCCACGAUCUUUGAGACCUUGGGUGCCUGGAGCCAUGCCAGACCCCGCAAGAAGGCCGCUCUCGCAGUCUUCCGAGGAGAGAUCUCCCGCUACUGCUACUGCAGGACAGGAACUCGACAGCAGCAAGCGGGAAGUUGAAAUGGAUGCUGGGGCCGUUGCAGCGAUCGAAGCUCCUUCGCCAUGGUCUCGUCCGGACAAGGCUAUCUGGGGUCGAUGCGACAGCAUCACGGAUGAUCGCAUGCUGCGUCCUGCAUCCUCGCCAGUUGUGGACUCUGUGACCGAGGUGAUAGAGCUGGAACACGACUUCUAUUCCAUCUCCUUGACGCCGCAGGUGCCUUGUUGGGCUGCGAUCUGCGCGCCACUUGCAUCUUGCAUUGCCCAGCUUUUGGUGCUGUAUUUCUUGGCCUACCAGAACGAGACAAUGUUCGAGGGUGGCAAGUGGAAGCAGCCUAUAUCCUCCUACUGGAGUCUCAACACGAUGAAGAUGAUUUCAAUCAUGCUGUCUCUCUUCAAGGUGUCCAUAGAACUUGGCCAUGCGCAGCGUCUCUGCAGAUGUCUUGUGGUCGGAGCUUUUGCUGAGGGCUUUCGGCCUGUUGUGGGCUGGUGGGCCCUUGCGCUGCAGUACUUCAUGGCGCUGUUGGUACUGUUCGUGUCUCUCUCGGUUGUCCUCGGCUCAACGUCUUGUGUCGGCUGCUUCUUGAAGAUCUUCAGCGUGUUCAUCAUCGUAGACAUGGACAAUCUAGCAGCAGGGUUUGUCGAUGGAAUGACGUACUUGGACUUUCGAGUGGAAGUUUCCCCGGAACGCCUUCAGGCUUUCAAGAGGCGACAUGGUGGAAUAUGCCGAUGUCUGUCCAUCAGAGCGAUUUUCAUGUUCAUGCCCGUGACCCUGAUCCUCUUGUCCCUGGCUAUGUCAAUUUACUUCAACACGAUUCCACUGACGCUCCUGUCGUUUGGAAAAGUCAGCAACGAAGAUCCGCCAAAGAUGCUCGUCGAUGACGGCACUUGUGUAGCGCAGCUCGUCCACCACAAAGGACAGGGCUUGUCAGCAAACGUUUCUGUGCUGCUCCUUGCAGCCCUGGAUGCAGACAGUGACAAAGCGCUGGCACCCAGAUUGCACUGGGUGGCCCUGGAGUAUGCUGCGCAGCCGGUUACUCCUUCUUCGCUGCAGGUCAUGAGAGGAAACGAUGCAAACAACAAUGGUGUCUUCAAGAGCCAGGCGUACCACUGGCUAGAAGCACGUGGCUUCUCCCCGCAUGUCUACAGCAACUUGCUCAAGCGGGAGAAACUGUACAAGACCUUUCAGCCGUUUGAAGCCACGUUCCUGAUCCCUGGCAUACAGGAAGAUGCGCCGGCAAGCUACACACCAUCAACCUACAUGGUGUACGUCACGGCGCAGAAUCCUUUGAGUAACGCUUUGGCGGCGAAACCUGCCAUGGCCAGCUUGCUGAUACCUGCGUGCGCACACUUCUGCACCUCCUGCGAACUUGCGGGGCCCCGACUUUGUGACGAGGGCAAGUGCAUAGAAGGUACCCAUUUUCACUUGGGUAAAUGCUACCCGUGUGCCAAGGAUUGUGACAAAUGCGAGCUGAAUGCCCUCGGGCACAACAUGUCCGAUUCGGAAUCCAUCGGAUGUGACAACGGGGGCUGCAAAGAGGGCUUUGGGCUGAAGCACGGCAGGUGUCAGCCAUGCAAGGAUGCAAAUUGUUCACGAUGCUUGGAUGAGGAUCUGGAUGUGUGCGUGGAGUGCAAGCAUGGCUUGAGCAUUAAUUUCAACGGCAGCUGCCAGACGUGUGGUGGCCCGCAUUGCAGGAGAUGUUUGGAGAACGGUGGAUGCGACAGUUGUGAGCAUGGAUGGGGUCCGGCUGAAAAUGCCACAUGUGCGGAGUGCGUGGAUGGCUGCCGCGAAUGUCCUUUUUCUCACACAGAAUGCACCGCAUGCCAGCUUGGAUAUGUUCUUCAACACUGGAAGUGCCAUCCCUGUCUUCAGAACUGUCGCAACUGUUCGUCCAGUGGCUUGCAUGGCUGCGAUGACUGCAUUGCCGGCUUUGGUUUGGACAAAAUUACCAUGGAGUGUACAGCCUGCCAGGUGGAGAACUGCCUGGGUUGUGAUGGAGAACCCUGGCGGUGCAGUCGUUGUCGGAAAGGAUUUGGUGUUACCUCAUCAGGUCUGUGCCAAGACUGUGGAGAGUUCUGUGCCGAAUGUGUUUCGAUCGACGAUUGCAAAGUUUGCCACACUGGAUGGGUCGCCCGUGACGGGAGGUGCCUUGGCUGCGCUGAUCGUUGCAGCAGCUGCAACAAAGCCGGCCCAGCAAAGUGCGACCGGUGUUUCCAAGGGUUCCAGCUCAACUCCGAGGAGACCUGCGAGAGACGAGUGAGCUUCUGA